Tremella mesenterica DSM 1558 is the source of this 741-nucleotide messenger RNA. RefSeq lists its product as uncharacterized. The coding region runs from base 1 to 741 and encodes 246 amino acids. NCBI's taxonomy places the organism in Eukaryota, Fungi, Basidiomycota, Tremellomycetes, Tremellales, Tremellaceae. The record is from RefSeq and is a predicted model, not a curated record. The transcript is spliced from 3 exons.
AUGAAUGCUUUGCCAUUCAGUGCCAACAGCCGCUUACCCCCUGGCUUUCUCUCACAGUCACCUUCAACAUGGUCAUUGGGUCAAUCCGCCUUCUAUGAGGAAUUGUCAAUUCUUUGGAAGGGUCGCCCAGAAGAGCGACUUAUCAAUGAUGCAAGCAGAAUCGUCAACUGGUCAUACAGAGAAGUGAAAGCUCAUUUUGAGGCACAACACACUACCAUACCCGAAGAGGGUUCAGCAAGUGCUGAGGUCUUUCAGCAAUCACUCAGUGCUAGGAUAUUCUCAAUUGAAAGGCGCAAUACCUCGGCAGAGCCCAAGAUAGAAGCCAAGUUGACAAUGUCCCAUUGUACAGCUGUGUUGAAGACAAAAAAGAACCGGUGGUUGGAAGUUCAGACCACUGACGGCUUCACAUAUACUGGUCUUCAGUCAUCAGCCGUUAAGGCGGAGAUGUUUAGGAUUAAUGACCUAGCUUAUCUCACACAUGUAUAUCAUUAUCCCACAGAGUCUUACCUGGUCAAGAUGGUGCAAGGGCAGACCUGUUGGUGGUGGAGGAUCUUGCCUGAUGGUGAAGAACAAUGGGGUGAAGGAGGGUCACAACAGGUUAAGGAGACUAUCCCUUCAGAAGGUCAAGUUCCUGCUGUCAUUGCCGAAGGCUGUCAAAUCAUUGCGCUUAACCCACUUGAGACUGAUGAAGCAGGCAAAGAUCUUAAUGAGGAAUUUGAGCCCCUUAUUACCAAUGGAUAG